UCCAGACACAUCCGUCUCCUUCUCUCUCUAUAUUUCCCCAAAUCAUUCUAUUCUUCAACAACAACAGAAGAUCACCUCUAUUACAAGAAGAAGCACUUACAACCAAAAACAACAACCACAGCAGUCGAACCAGAACACACAACCACAGCGACCAAAACAACAAGGAGCAGUAGUGCCGGUAGAAGAAAAACAACCCCAAUAAAGGAAAAACAGAGAAGGAGAUGGGAGUAGACUACUACAAAGUCCUCCAAGUUGACAAGAACGCUAAAGAUGAUGAUCUCAAGAAAGCUUACCGCAAGCUUGCUAUGAAAUGGCACCCCGACAAAAAUCCUAAUGACAAGAAGGCAGCUGAAGCCAAGUUCAAGGAGAUCUCCGAAGCCUAUGAGGUAUUGAGUGACCCCCAAAAGCGAGCCGUCUACGACCAAUAUGGUGAAGAGGGACUUAAAGGGCAGGUUCCGCCGCCUGGCGCCAGUGGUGCCGGGGGGCCGACCUUUUUCCAGACGGGAGACGGGCCGAAUGUGUUCAGAUUCAAUCCAAGAAACGCUGAUGAUAUUUUCGCUGAGUUUUUUGGAUUCUCUAGCCCAUUUGGCGGAGGGAUGGGUGGAAUGGGAGGUCCGGGCGGUGGUAUGAGAGGGGGUUCGAGGUUUCCGAGUGGGAUGUUUGGGGACCAUGAUUUCUUUGGGUCGUUUGGGGAGGCAUCAGUGAAUCAGCCUCGGAAGGCGGCACCAAUCGAGAAUUCGUUGCCCUGUAGCCUCGAAGAGCUGUACAAGGGGACUACUAAGAAGAUGAAGAUUUCGAGGGAGAUUGUUGAUGCAAGCGGAAAGACGAUGCCAGUGGAGGAGAUACUAACUAUUGAAGUUAAGCCCGGUUGGAAGAAGGGAACCAAGAUCACCUUCCCAGAGAAAGGGAACGAGCAGCUCAACGUUGUCCCUGCUGAUCUUGUCUUCAUCAUUGAUGAGAAACCACACAGUGUAUUCACAAGGGAUGGGAACGAUCUGAUUGUUACACAGAAAGUACCACUGGUGGAUGCUUUGACUGGCUACACGGUCCAUCUGACAACCCUUGACGGACGGAGCCUAACAAUCCCCAUCAACAACAUAAUCCAUCCGACUCAUGAGGAGGUUGUUCCAAGGGAAGGAAUGCCAAUACCCAAAGACCCUUCUAAGAGGGGGAAUCUCAGGAUCAAGUUCAACAUCAAGUUCCCCACAAGGCUAACUGCUGAGCAGAAGGCUGGCAUCAAGAGGCUAUUGCCCCCAUGAGGAUGGCAGUGAUUGCGCCUGUGAUAUCUUUCGAUGGCUGCAAUUGCGUCUGCUAGGAUUUUUUCGGGUUCAUGGAUUUUGUAAUGUGGUGAGCUCUAUAUAUGUAAUAAGCUUACUUACAGGUUCAUUUCUGAUUCUCAAAUAUACUCGUGGAUGAAAAACAAAAUUUUAGUGGUAGAUCAGCCAAUGCAAAUGAGGAUAAUCUUCCUGGA
This is a messenger RNA of Magnolia sinica, 1471 nucleotides long. RefSeq lists its product as uncharacterized. Gene Ontology annotation, molecular function: protein-folding chaperone binding. The transcript has 3 exons. Lineage: Eukaryota; Viridiplantae; Streptophyta; Magnoliopsida; Magnoliales; Magnoliaceae. The record is from RefSeq and is a predicted model, not a curated record. The coding region runs from base 222 to 1259 and encodes 345 amino acids. Gene Ontology annotation, cellular component: cytosol.